Messenger RNA from Lagopus muta (rock ptarmigan), 3887 nucleotides. RefSeq names its product lysophosphatidic acid receptor 3 (gene LPAR3). The transcript has 4 exons. Gene Ontology annotation, biological process: G protein-coupled receptor signaling pathway. Lineage: Eukaryota; Metazoa; Chordata; Aves; Galliformes; Phasianidae. Gene Ontology annotation, cellular component: membrane. The record is from RefSeq and is a predicted model, not a curated record. The coding region runs from base 927 to 2012 and encodes 361 amino acids. Gene Ontology annotation, molecular function: lysophosphatidic acid receptor activity.
GCAGGGCCCCGGCACCCCGCCGGGCCGGGCCGGGGGGCGGGCGGGUCGCGGGGCCGGAGAGCGGAGCCCGGCAGCGAUGGAACGGCUCGGCUGCAGGCUGCAUCGGCUUCGGGAUCUCCGAACUACGCUUCUUGUAGCGGACUAGAGCAGCGUUUUCUGUAGUCUUAUCGACUCUUGACUCUGGAGUGCCCGCCGUCCUCCGCCGCGAGCGGAACCGAGCGGUUCGGGGCUGCCGGAGGGCGAAGCACGAUCCGCACACGGGCUGCGACGCGGUGCGGCGGCAGCGGGAGACCCACGCACACGUGUGGUUCCGCGGGUUUCACCUGGCUUUGCUCACCUCUGUAUGUGUACGCGCGUGGUGUCCCGCUGAGGCGCUGGCAGUAAGUACGGCGUACGGAUGUUUGCUGUGCUCUCUGAAGUUACUUGUAAGAUCUGCCCUAAUUAAGAAAACGAUCUCCUGUCUGGCUGCAGAAGAGAUGACCUGGAGAAUCAAAUCCUGCAGUGUGCUAACCUGUGCCAUUCUGGGAAAUAAGGGAUAUCUCCUCCCAUGUGGUGCAGCACCUGUGAGGAUACAGCUGCCCUGAGGUCAGCCUGGUUCUGCUGUGAGGACACAGCAGUGAAAUGGUGGUGUGAAAUACCCACACUCUGGAUGGACUCUGGAGUGAGGUGUGCUCUGCAUGCAUAGACUGGUACUGGCAGCCUGGAGCUCUGCAGCACUGGGAUGCACACUAGCUGUUCAGCUGUUCAGCUCUCACUUGGAUGCAGCCUCUGCCUGGACAUAUCCAGAGCCAGCACUGUGAGCCUGAGACCUCAGCUGAACGGUGUUCUGCUCCUCCUGCGUUAGCUCAACAUCACAAGGCAGUGCUUCCAAAGUCAUUUGUCGUUUGAGCUGUGCUGUGUGACAGAUGCAGGGGCUGUAAUCCAGGAUGAAUGAAUGUUACUAUGAUAAGAGCAUGGACUUCUUUUAUAAUAGGACAAACACUCACACAGCAGAUGAGUGGACAGGGCCACCACUGAUUGGUGUUCUGUGUUUUGGGACAUUUUUUUGCCUCUUCAUUUUCAUUUCGAAUUCACUGGUCAUAGCAGCUGUGGUCAAGAACAAGAGGUUUCAUUUUCCAUUUUACUAUCUGUUGGCCAAUUUAGCUGCUGCAGACUUUUUUGCUGGGAUUGCUUAUGUCUUCUUGAUGUUCCACACUGGUCCUGUGUCUAAGACAUUAACUGUUAACCGCUGGUUUCUGCGUCAGGGUCUUCUGGACACGAGCCUGACGGCUUCCCUGGUGAAUCUCCUCGUCAUAGCAGUUGAGCGGCACAUGUCAAUCAUGCGGAUGAAGAUCCACAGUAAUCUCACGAAGAAGAGAGUCACCUUCUUAAUUAUAUCUAUUUGGGCCAUUGCCAUUUUCAUGGGUGCCGUUCCUACCUUGGGUUGGAACUGCCUCUGUGACAUUUCUGCCUGCUCUUCGCUGGCACCUAUUUACAGUAGAAGUUACUUGGUGUUCUGGAGUGUCCUAAACCUUGUUGUUUUCUUCAUUAUGGUGGUGGUGUACAUAAGAAUCUACAUGUAUGUCCAGCGGAAAACUAAUGUCUUGUCAUCGCACACUAGUGGAUCUAUUAGCCGCAGGAGGACCCCUGUGAAGCUUAUGAAGACCGUCAUGACUCUUUUAGGUGCAUUUGUUGUCUGCUGGACUCCUGGCCUGGUUGUCUUGCUGCUCGAUGGCCUGAACUGCACCAACUGUGGGGUUCAGAAUGUGAAAAGGUGGUUUCUUCUCCUGGCCCUGCUGAACUCUGUUAUGAAUCCAGUAAUUUAUUCCUAUAAAGAUGAUGAGAUGUGGGGUACCAUGAAGAGAAUGCUUUGCUGCUCCUCUGAUGAUAGGAACCAGGAGAGACGCUCAUCACGAAUCCCCUCAACUGUGCUUGGCAGGAGCACGGACACCACAGGGCAGUACAUUGAAGAUGGCAUUAUUCAAGGGACAAUUUGUGGGAAAGGAGAUCUUAGUGAAAACGGCAACUCCUGAGUGAUUCAAGAGACUGACUUGGCUGAGAACCGGAGGGGGAAGGGAGAAGUUUUGUAAGAGCAGAUCGACUGACAAAGCUAGUAAACAAUAUAUCCAUUUUGUUCCAGAGCCUCAACUCCAGUGUUAACAAAAGUUCUUAUAAAUAAUUGCCUGAUGGAAAAACACUUUGUAACGGAAAAAAAAAACCUUCAUGCUGCAGUCUUUCUCUCUCUUUCAUUUGUUUGUUUGUUUGUUUGUUUUUAUUUUCCUUUUUCAGACACCUGAAACUAGUUUUUUUUUUUUUGUGACUGGAGUAAGCACAUAUGAGAAACUUCUUUGUUCAUGGAAACAAAAUGUAAACAACAUAGUGAGACCCUCCAGUGCAUGGUAUUCAUGCUUUGAGAGUUUUCUUGAGAAGGGCUAUAGGCUGGGCUGGACAGAAUUUGUGGCCUGUUUGCUUUCUGUGUUUACAAAGUUCAUGAAAUAGUUCAUACUUACCUUUUCUUUUACUCCUCUUACUUUCAAGAUAGGUAGUUUGGUUUAUUAAAGCUGUGCCAGAAACCCAGCUGUGAUGGGAAGACCAAAUACCUGUGCAUGUGUAUAUCCAAGUCAGCCAUAAAUCAUCAGGAUGUGACAUUACAGAAAGCACAAGAGCAAUUACUGCUCCCACACAGGCAUGAGUGCUGCAAGGAGACGUGCUGCACGCUUUGCUGCUGUCACGUAGCUAGCUGUGGAGGGUGGACUAAGAGCAAAGAAGCAUGGCUGGGUUCAUUAUGCUCUCUUCUUACUUCCAGAUAAUAUCAGAUGGGUGGCUCACCCCUCUUUGUAACUGCUCUGCCACUGUGGGAAAUGAUACCUGAAGCCCUGUUGUAAGAGGGCAAACUUCUAAGGGGUGUCUACAUAACAUAUACGUAGGCUCAAUUAAGCUAUUUAAAAUAGAAAUUAAAGAAGAAAAAUCCCAAAGACAACAUAAUCCCUACAAGAUUACAAAGCGAUCCAGACAGGAUCAGACAAUCAAUUCAUGUUUAACCUCUGAUUUACAAGCAGUUCUUACUAGAUGUUGCUUGAGGGAUGAAGAGGCCAUGAGAAAAUGAGCGAUGAAGGGCUUUCAGCAUUAUUACUGAUUGAUUGUCUAGCGUGGAUGCAGCCACAGCCCAAAACCCCUGAAGUUUUGACUUAGAGACUAUGCUCUAAUAGUAAUCCAGCAACUUAAAGUUCAAGGGUAAUGUUUUUAAGUUGUAAACUUUUAGUUUAAUAAUUGGAACAUGAAUUUCUCGGUGCUGUAAUAUAACAAGAGCUACCUGUGUUGUCUUAGAGAAAACCUGAUUGUUGUCAACGAACGACUUCAUUUUGAGAAGUUUUGUCUGCCUGAAAUUGUUGGAGAACAACAUCGAGAGCAUGUUGUAUGAGUCCAAAAGGUGAUGAGUUGUUUGGUUUGGGCAAAUUCUUUUGACACAGCUUGCAUGCAAGUAUCUGGAUUGUGCUGGCCAAAGCAGAACCACCACCUGGCUUAAAGAUUGAGUUGCAGUUUUGUAGAAGGCACUGGGGUAUUUCUCAGCAGACCUUGGCUUACAAACACAGCAAGCCCUUGUUCAGAGAGCUCCUCUGUAACACAAGUUAGCUAGAAGGGGUAUAGCCUAACAUUUCAAGGUAAGUGCUGUAUUUAUGAAUAAUGCUGCAAAGGUUUACAUUUGUUUGUUUUUGCCAUUAUAAUGCAAUGUUCUUGUGCAAUUACUACUUCAUUAGUUUGGUGUUCUGCAAAAUAUGUAAAAUUGUGCUUUCUAGAACCAGUGACGUUGCAACGGCAUAUCAUGGACGUGUUUGUCUCUAGAGCUACUUGUAGUGCAUGGUUUGUGCUAGCUAGGCUGAAACUCAGUAUACGAAGCUAAAGGAAAA